AUGCUAGUUUACUUAGCGGUCAUCUUUGAUCCGCGAUGUAAAAUGAGUUUUUUGGACUUUGGGGUCAACUUGCUUUUUUCUAAUGUUGCUAAUGACAUUAUGAAAAUGAUCGUUAAAGAUUUGCAUUGCUUGUUCAAUGAGUAUUCUUCUAAUGCCGGAAGAAUUGAAUUGUUUGAAGGUAGAUCUAGUUCUUCGAAAAAUCAUUGCAAUUCAAUGGAAAUAGAUCAGUCAGAAAUGAAAACGGGCUUGGCCAAGCAAAGAUACCUUAAGAAGAAGAAACAAGUUGGAUUAGAAAGCAAAUCUGAGUUGUAUAGAUAUUUGGGUGAGGAUGAAGAAGUAAAUGAUUCAAGUUCAUUUGAUUUACUAUUGUGGUGGAAAAUGAAUAGUCCUAGAUUUCCUAUUCUUGCACAAGUGGCUCGAGAUAUUCUUGCUAUUCCUAUCUCAACAGUUGCCUCGGAAAAUGCAUUUAGCACGGGUGGACGUGUUCUCGAUAGUUUUAGAAGUUCUCUAACUCCUGUCAUGGUCGAAGCUUUGGUUUGCACACAAGAUUGGCUUCGGAAAUUUAAUGGUGUCAUCAAUCUUGAAGAUUAUUUUGAUGAACUUCAAACAAGGGAAGAUUACUUAUCCAAAAUACCCGAAGAUCAAGAAGAUGUUUCAAGGUUAUCAACGGUGUUUGAAGCACAAGAAAAAGCUUAAACGUUUAUAUAAUAGUUCUUGAACUGAUGUGUUAUUGUUAUUAGUUCGGUUUGGUUUGUUAUUGGUUAAUUGGACUUUUGUUGUGUUCUUUUGGUGUAGGUUUCUAUAGUAUUUUGGACUUUUGCUUAUGUUUUUUUUAUUAUAAUGUUGUUGUUUAUUUCGACUCAUGCUAUU
This is a messenger RNA of Gossypium raimondii (Peruvian cotton), 870 nucleotides long. Its product is annotated as zinc finger BED domain-containing protein RICESLEEPER 2-like. The transcript has 3 exons. Gene Ontology annotation, molecular function: DNA binding; protein dimerization activity. The coding region runs from base 1 to 696 and encodes 231 amino acids. The record is from RefSeq and is a predicted model, not a curated record. NCBI's taxonomy places the organism in Eukaryota, Viridiplantae, Streptophyta, Magnoliopsida, Malvales, Malvaceae.